CACUGGAGUUUAGUUUAACACUGGCUGCCCUGCACUACAGGAGAGAGAACGGGAGGGAGAGAGAGGGACAGCAAAGGGGUGAAACUGGCGUGGCUCUGGACAUGCCAGUCCUACAGCAAUGACUCAGCCGUCACCCACUGGACAUACACUGGAUUUACACUGGACUUACACUGGAUUUGAUCUUUGGUGCUUUCUUCUUACCUAAAUGUUGUCACUGGAUAAGAUGCACUCCCGAGCCAAGUCCAGGAGCUGUGACAACUACCUGAGCAUUAAGGACUCUGAGUCCCUGGACAGUUGUAUCCAGAGCACCCUGUCUGCACUGUACCCUCCAUUCAGUGCCACCGCGUCCACCGUCCUGUGGCAGCUGUUCAGCGUGGUGGAGAGACAGUACCGUGGGGACGGACUCCGAUGCCUCAUCGACUUCUUACUUCCUGCCAAGAGGAUCCUGCAGAGCAUCCAACAAGAGACUUGUGUGCGUUUCCACGGCCGGCUGUUCUAUCAUGAGGGUUGGCCCUUCUGCAUCAACGAGAAGGUGGUCUUACAGCUCGCCCCGCUCCAUAAGGUCCGUCUGAAGCAGGGAGACUUCUACCUACAGGUGGUUCCUCUGGGCCGCAAGGCUGCCAAGCUGGUCAUAAAAUGUCUGUCGGCCAGUGGCCAGGCCAUCGCAGAGAUCCCCAUCCCGGAGAGCAUGUACGGCAGUGUCUUCACCGCUGACUUCCUGCAGAAUGUGACGCGCGAGCGCAACCUCCAUCCGCUGCAGAACUGGUUGCUCACCACCGGCACCGUCGUGUUCCGGACGCCGUGGAAGAACGUGGUGAAUCCUCUGUUCGUCAGCAGCACGGCAGACACCAUCAUGCAGACGCGGGGCGACAGCACGGGCUUCCGUGGCCAGCUCAGCGCCUGCAGUACCAGUGGAUCCACAGGGACCCUGGACUCCCACCGCAGCUCCCACGAAUCACUACACUCCCAGGGGGCAGACUCUACCUUCUCAGAGCCUGCUAUCCUGAGCAGGCGGGUACAUGUAAUGGACCCCAGCAGCACUAGUUGCAGGUCCCAACAGGAUCCCAACCCGGGACUUCACCGGAUGGAGAGCCACAACCACAACCACAGCCUGAGAGCAGCUCUUGACUCUCACUCCUGCAGCCCACAGACAGACAGGCUGACUGGGGAGGGUGGUGGUGGUCCGGGGGAGGGCCAGUGGGAGGGGGAGGAGGGCCAUGGUGGGACCAGAGAGAGGACCAGGACCCUGUCGUUCAGCACCGACCUCAGUAACCCCAACCCUCGCCGGCCCCGCCACGCCAGGGACUCUGUGUCCUUCGAGACCCGGAGACUGUUCCGGAAGUCCUACAUGGAGGCCCUGCAGAAUCCCAUGAACCUGGGCUCUAGCUCUGAGUCCAUCCUGGAGGAGGGACCAGAGCACAGUCCUGCAUGCCCAGGUCUCAGCCCACUCAGCCCCAGAGAAGAUGCCUCAUCUCCAACUUCGACCCCUGGUACCAGCCCCUCCACCCCCACCACCCAGAGAGAGCAGGGGCUCCGUGGGCUCAGGCUAGGGGGGACCAGGGCAUGGCUGGGUGGAGACCCCGACUCCCCCCGACUCUCUCCCAGCAUGCCUCUCCUGUACCUCCAGAGGGGUCUGAGGAACGCUGGGGCCCUGGAGACCCGGGCUGAGAGGCGCUCCAAGUCUCUGGAGAGGACUAACAAGGCAGCCCAGGUCAAAGGGCACCGGGCGCGCUCCUCCUCCGGGGGCUCGGCCAGCAGUGGAGUCUUCUCACCAAAGAAACUGAUGAACGGAUAUGCCCUGCGCUUCGGACGGCUGGACCUGGAGGCUGCCUUCUCCAGCUCAGACAGGAGGAGCAGUGUUAGAGAGGAGACAGCGAUCCAUGAAGUUGGCACCAGCACUAAUCCCAUGCGGCAUAGUCAGGAUGGAGCACAGUCACACCAUCACCCCCCCAAACCUUUGAAUGAAGUCCUCAUCCAGCUGGCCCCAGCUCCAGGGUCACCCCCUAACUGUCACCUCCCCAACCUGGUGUCAGAGGUCAACCCAGAACUACUGGCCUCUGGGGCCAUCAUCUUACCUGGUAACAGAGACCUCAGCAGAUUUGGGCGGGGGCGGUGCUGCAGGUGUGCACGCGGGGAGCUGGUGUGGGCUGGGGAGAGCUGCACGGCCAAAGACCUCACCUGUCUCCUGGGUUACUACUAUACAACGCUCAGGAGCGAGAGGCGUGACCAAGGCCUUACGGUGCUAGUGGACACCAGGAGACAGCAGCCCAGUCCUGCUCUGUUCUCGUCUCUGUCUGGACUGCAGGCUUUAUUACCAAAUGCACUUUACUCCGUCCUGCUACUUGUGGACAAGGAGACAACUAUCAAGCCUGAAAGAGACAUUACUACUGUGCAGACGGAGCUCCUGACGUCCCUGAAGGCUCUGUUGAAGCACAUAGACUCCAGUCAGCUCACUAGAGAACUGGACGGAACAUUCCCCUACGACCACGAUCACUGGGUCGCCUUCAGACAGAAAAUUGAGCCGUUUGCCAGCAGUUGCAGCGUGGCUCUCUCCUCCCUCCAAUCUUCUAUCUCUACGUUGAGCAGCACCAGCAACCUGGACAGCACCAAGGAGGUAUCUGAGGUGCUGGAGCAGCAGAGGUCUCUGAUGAAGUGUGUGUUGGAGGACACCCGUCUGAACAGACUGAGGCUGGAGGGAGGAACAGUCCUGGCCCGGAUCAGGAAGGACGAGGCCUGUGAGAAUGACAACUACAGGGAUGCAGUGGACAUGGUGAAUGUCCUUUAUAACCAGGUGGAUGAGGAGGUCCAUAAACUGGUGAUCCUCUCCAACAAGUCCCUGAAACAGCUGGAGAGUCUGCUGGAGGUCCGCAGGUUUGAGGAACAGACAGAGCAGGUCAAAGUAUGGUUCAGUGUGGAAGGAGAGAAGCACCUCACUGCCCUGGACUCUCUUCCUCUCUCUCUGGCUGCAGUCAAAGACAUGAGGCAGAGUUUGGAACAGUUCUUUGAGGAGUCAGUACAGCAGCAGAAGCAGGGUUUACUGCUGGUCAGGCAGUCAGGGGAGUCUCUGCCCAGCUCGGCCUUGCUGGACUUCAAACAACACCUGGGAUCCAUCCUGGGCAGAGUGGAGAGGAGGAAGAACCAGCUAGACAUCCUCACCAACCUCUACGAGUUCUACGGCUCGGCUAACCAGUGGAUGGAGCACUGCCAGGACUACCUCCGGCAGCUGAACCUGGAGAGCAGUGGUGUGAGCCUCCCUCCUGCAGUACUUGAGAUCCUCCAGGACUAUCAGAUGGAGGCCUCCACGUUCUCCCUGGACAACUUCAGCUCCCUCAAUGAUAUGGUCCUGUCCUUGGACAGCCCCCGGCAGACCCAUCAGUGGAACGUCCUGUGGACCAAGUGUCAACAGACCAAGAACCAGCUGGAGAAAACCCUGGCCCAGGCCACAGCAGCAGUUACAGCAGCUUCUGACUCUGCAGCUUCUGACUCUGCAGCCUCUAACUCUGCAGCCUCUAACUCUGCAGCCUCUAACUCUGCAGCCUCUAACUCUGCAGCCUCUAACUCUGCAGCCUCUAACUCUGCAGCCUCUGACUCUGCAGCCUCUAACUCUGCAGCCUCUAACUCUGCAGCCUCUAACUCUGCAGCCUCUAACUCUGCAGCCUCUGACUCUGCAGCCUCUGACUCUGCAGCCUCUGACUCUGCAGCCUCUGACUCUGCAGCCUCUAACUCUGCAGCCUCUGACUCUGCAGCCUCUAACUCUGCAGCCUCUAACUCUGCAGCCUCUAACUCUGUAGCCUCUGACUCUGCAGCCUCUAACUCUGCAGCCUCUGACUCUGCAGCCUCUAACUCUGCAGCCUCUGACUCUGCAGCCAGAAAUCUAACCAAAGACCCUUCAGAGACUGCAGACAGACAGGGGAACUGCACUCACACAGAGCAGCACGGGGCUGUUGGAGGGGAUCGUGUUUUACCUGAGUUGCCCACUCUAGGGUCAAGGAUCAUAGUGUCGUCGCUGGAGUUUGAGGAAGAAACCAAGCCUCACUCCACAGGGCACUUCUCCUCCAACAACAACAAGAGCCCCUCUUCCUGCUCCUUCACCUCCUCCUCCCUCUUCCCCUUCCCCCCCGCCCCAGAGGGAGACCCCCCCUCCUCAAGCUGCGGCAGAGCCCCUCUCUGUUCGACGACACGGACAGCGACUGCACCAUCGACUCCAUGGGGGCCGCCUCCUGCCACUCGGAGCCUGUAUUCGUCCUCUGGGACGCCACUCCACCAGCACCGCCAGCACCGCAAACAGCCGCUCAAGAAGAUCAUGAAGAAGACGCUGGGCUAUGAGCUGCCGGCGGCGCAGGACGGUGGCCACGUUGACACCAGCCACCUGCAUGGCUACACGGGGGUGUACAUCAAGGGCCUGGAGGUGACCAACAACGUGUUGGUGGAGAAGAAGCUGCAGAGGCCUGACGUGGUGAGCCCGGCGCUGGGACGCAGCCGCAGCAUGUCCUCCCCCACCAGACACCCAGAGGGAGAUGGAAAGAAGCAUAGCAGUAAAGUGCAGCACAUCAUGGCUGAGAUGAUCUCCACAGAGAGGGAGUAUGUGCGUUCCCUCAUCUACGUCAUCGAGCACUACUUCCCAGAGAUGGAGCGUCUGGACCUGCCUCAGGACCUCUGGGGGAAACGCAGCAUUAUCUUUGGCAACAUGGAGAAACUGUGUAACUUCCACUGCCAGUACUUCCUGAAAGAGCUGGAGGCCUCCGCCCACUCUCCCCUGUCCAUCAGCAGCUGCUUCCUCAGACACGAGGAUCAGUUUGGAAUGUCGUCAGAGUGGAGGAUCAGUUUGGAAUGUCGCUCUCACAGUGGAACAAGCCUGUGUCAGGAGGCUUUGACUGUCACCAGCCAGUGGAAUGGAUUCCUUUGCAGGAGGAUCAGUUUGACUGUCCUCAGAGUGAACAAGCAGUUGGAUCUGGGUGAUAAGAUGGACCUGAACAAGCAGUUGGAUCUGGGUGAUAAGAUGGACCUGGUGUCCUACCUGUCUCUAACCUCUCUGUCUUCCCAGAACAAGCAGUUGGAGCUGGGUGAUAAGAUGGACCUGGCGUCCUACCUGCUGAAGCCCAUCCAGAGGAUGUCUAAGUACGCCCUGCUGCUGAAGGACCUGAUCAAGGAGUGUGGUCAGUCCCAGGAACAGGAGCUCUCUGACCUCCGCACCGCAGAGGAGAUGGUUAAGUUCCAGCUGCGCCACGGCAACGACCUGCUGGCCAUGGACGCCAUCCGAGGAUGUGAUGUGAACCUGAAGGAACAGGGUCAGCUGAGGUGUCAGGAUGAGUUCAUCGUGUGGUGCGGCCGCAGGAAGUACCUCCGUCACGUCUUCCUGUUCGAGGACCUCAUCCUCUUCAGCAAAAGCAAAAAGAUUGAGGAGGGGGUUCUCCACAAUGGAGCGCUACACCACUAUGUUUUCUCCACAAUGGAGGCGUACACGACACUAUGUUUCGAGAUCUGGUUCCGGAGGAGGAAGUCCCAGGACACGUUCAUCCUGCAGGCCGGCUCUGGAGAGGUCAAGGCCGUGUGGACAGCCAUCAUCGGAAAGAUCCUCUGGAGGCAGGCGCUACGAAACAGGGAGGUGCGCUUGAAAGAGAUGGUUUCCAUGGGGAUUGGCAGCAAGCCUUUCAUGGACAUCAAGCCUAGUGAUGCUGCCAUUAGUGACCGAGCCAUUGAUUACAUCAUGAAGGGGUCAGAGUCCAGGACCAGGGCGUCCAUCGCGGUGUCCUCCUUCGACCACUCCACGCCCUUUAAGCGGCCUCACUCCACCAUCUCCAACAGUAGCACCUCCUCUUCCUCCUCCCAGUCCUCUUCCUCACUGCUGGGCUCCCUCAACCUGCACCUGUACCCCUCGCCUGCUCACCAGCACCCCCACGCCCACCAGCACCCCUACCCCCUGGGCAGCGUACCCUCCUUCAGCCACUGGCCCUACGACUGCAUUGAGGAGGACGAGCUGGAGCAGGACACGGGUAGCCAGCCUUCUAUGAUCACAGAGAGCUCGGGGGAGACAUCGUCCCAGUGUACCUCCAGUGACAGUGUGACGGGGCUGAGCAGCCUCUCCCUCCCCAUCCCAGGCCACGGCCGCCCCAACAUCAUCAUCGACGCCUUACCCAGCAACUCCACUUCCUCCUUCCUGUGUUCGUCCACACCUCCCGGCUCCUCCCACCCUCAGAUGGCCCCUCCCCCAGCCCUGUUCCCUAAAGACCAGGUCCCCCAAGCCCAGGGCAGCACCUUCAUCACAGCAAGCAAGACCUCUCAUAUUACAAUAGGCCUCUCUACAGUGGUCUGACCCACAGAGCGAGAGGGCUGUUUAGCUCACUAUGAUGCCACUGCACUGAGAACUGGUGUUACGGAGGAUCAGUAAGGACUUGAGUGAGGAAGCUAUCCUGUUAAGCAUGCUCAGUGACGCCUGUAACACUGGGCACUCUACUGUGUCUCUACUGGACUCUACUGUGUCUCUACUGGACUCUACUGUGUCUCUACUGGACUCUACUGUGUCUCUACUGGUCUCUAAUGUGUCUCUACUGGACUCUACUGUGUCUCUACUGGAUUCUACUGUGUUUCUACUGGUCUCUAAUGUGUCUCUACUGGACUCUACUGUGUCUCUAUUGGACUCUACUGUGUCUCUACUGGAUUCUACUGUGUCUCUACUGGUCUCUAAUGUGUCUCUACUGGACUCUACUGUGUCUCUAUUGGACUCUACUGGUCUCUACUGGACUCUACUGUGUCUCUACUGGACUAUACUGGACUACUGGUCUCCACUCUGUCUCCACUGGACUCUACUGUGUCUCUACUGGACUCUACUGGACUCUACUGUGUCUCUAUUGGACUCUACUGGUCUCUACUGGACUCUACUGUGUCUCUACUGGACUCUACUGUGUCUCCACUGGACUCUACUGGACUCUACUGUGUAUCUACUUGUCUCUACUGUGUAUCCACUGGACUCUACUGGACUACUGGUCUCCACUGGUCUCCACUCUGUCUCCACUGGACUCCACUGGACUCUACUGGUAUCUACUGGUCUCUACUGGACUCUACUGGACUCUUGACUGGACUCUACUGUGUCUCUACUGGAGUCUACUGGACUCUUGACUGGACUCUACUGUGUCUCUACUGUGUCUCUACUGGUCUCUACUGGACUCUACUGGUCUCUACUGGUCUCUACUGGUCUCUACUGGUCUCCACUGGACUCUUGACUGGACUCUACUGGAUUCUGAAAACAGACACAUAACAGACCACUAUGACAACAGGCACAUAACAGACCACUCUGACAACAGACACACAACAGACCACUCUGACAACAGACACAUACCAGAACACUCUGACAACAGACACACAACAGACCACUCUGACAACAGACACAUACCAGACCACUCUGACAACAGACACACAACAGACCGCUCUGACAGCAGACACAUACCAGACCACUCUGACAACAGACACACAACAGACCGCUCUGACAGCAGACACACAACAGACCACUCUGACAACAAACACAUACCAGACCACACUGACAACAGACACACAACAGACCCCUCUGACAACAGACACACAACAGACCACUCUGACAACAGACACACAACAGACCACUCUGACAACAGACACAUACCAGACCACUCUGACAACAGAGACACAACAGACCACUCUGACAACAGACACACAACAGACCACUCUGACAACAGACACACAACAGACCACUCUGACAACAGACACAUAACAGACCACUCUGACAACAGACACACAACAGACCGCUCUGACAACAGACACACAACAGACCACUCUGACAACAAACACAUACCAGACCACUCUGACAACAGACACAUAACAGACCACUCUGACAACAGACACACAACAGACCACUCUGACAACAGACACACAACAGACCACUCUGACAACAGACACACAACAGACCACUCUGACAACAGACACAUAACAGACCACUCUGACAACAGACCACUCUGACAACAACAGACCACUCUGACAGCAACAGACCACUCUGACAGCAGACACACAACAGACCACUCUGACAACAGACACAUAACAGACCACUCUGACAACAGACACACAACUGACCACUCUGACAACAACAGACACACAACAGACCACUCUGACAACAGACACACAACAGACCACUCUGACAACAGACACUCUGACAACAACAGACCACUCUGACAACAACAGACCACUCUGACAGCAACAGACCACUCUGACAACAGACACUCUGACAACAACAGACCACUCUGACAACAGACACUCUGACAACAACAGACCACUCUGACAGAAACAGACCACUCUGACAACAGACCACUCUGACAACAACAGACCACUCUGACAACAACAGACCACUCUGACAACAACAGACCACUCUGACAGCAACAUACCUCUCUGACAACAGACACUCUGACAACAACAGACCACUCUGACAGCAACAUACCUCUCUGACAACAGACACAUACCAGACCACUCUGACUGCAACAGACCACUCUGACAGCAACAGACCACUCUGACAGCAACAGACACUCACCGUUGAGACCGAUGGCCUUUGGCAUUUCAUAACGAUGUAUUGAACAUGUGACAUUGCUAUGUAUGCAGUACUUAAAGAAAUAGUUUCACCAA
This is a messenger RNA of Oncorhynchus keta (chum salmon), 8640 nucleotides long. RefSeq lists its product as uncharacterized. The record is from RefSeq and is a predicted model, not a curated record. Gene Ontology annotation, molecular function: guanyl-nucleotide exchange factor activity. NCBI's taxonomy places the organism in Eukaryota, Metazoa, Chordata, Actinopteri, Salmoniformes, Salmonidae.